AUGGCUACUGUUUCCCGGACUGCAACUGCCUUAGCGACGCCGCCAGCCACAUCUCACGGCAACAAGUUCACGUGGGACAGCGCGUCGGUGCCCGUCCAUUCGGAGAAGCCUGUCAAUCCCAAGAGAUCUUCCAUCAACAAUGAGAACGGCUACCCCUUUGGCCGCCCUGUCCUAGCUUCUCAAAAGAGGAAUUCGACUCUGCUUGCCACCCACAACACACCACCCAUGGACCCGCUCACACACGACCACUACACCGGGGAUGUCGCCGACGAUGCAAGGUUUACUCGAAGCACCAGGGACGGCGGGAGUCCCGCCGAUAGUUUGUUCGACCCGGAAACCGACGAGAGCAAAUGGAUUCACCGCGACAAGCUCGCCCAGAUUGAGAACGAGGAACUACAGGCUGCGGGUUUCGUCUUGCCGGUAGCGAGAGACAACAGGGCCCGGUCGAAGAGCGGAAACCGUUUGAAGAGGGAUCAAAGCCAGGAUAAGCUUAGCGGCCAGGCUAGAUCCAUUGGCGGCGGUGAGCACGUCGGCUCGAGGUCUAGAAAGAACUCGUCGGCUACGCAGGACUGGGACAAGCGCGCCGAUGAUGGUGCUGAGCACGCUGAUUCUACGUCGAACCCCGGCGCUAAAGUAACAUCCCGGAUACCUGUGCCGAGAACCAAGGCUUACCCAACAACGCCAACUGAUGAGAAGGCAGCCGCCUUCGGGCGGAAACGCGAUAGCAGUCCUGAGGAGGAUAAGGAGAAGAUAGCCUAUCCGAAACCACGAGGACGCAGCGGCAGUACAGGGAACGCUCUCACCAAAGCGGCCAAUGGAUCCGACGCUCGGCCUGUAGCUAAGCGGGCCGACACCUCCCCCAUGAAGAGCAAGCCGGCUGCGGGAGCCAAGAAGGUUUCCGGCAAGGCUGCGACUGCCACAACGGCGCGACCGCGAACACGAGGUGCAUCCGCCAAGGAUUCAACAGGUGCUCGGCCAACGACGCGUUCUGGUGACCGAGAACUGUCGCCCACAACGCACAAGCCGAUGGAAGGCGAACCACCCUGGAUGGUUUCGGCAUUCCGCCCUGACCCCCGUCUGCCACCAGAGCAACAACUGCUACCAACGGUGGCCAAGCGGUUACAACAGGAGAAGUGGGAGCGGGAGGGCAAGGUUGGCAACGUCUACGACAAGGAGUUUAGGCCACUCACAGACGAAGGCUUCCUCGAGCCACCCGAGCAUCCUAUCGUUGCGCCUGAACAUGAACCGGCGGAGAACGAGAACGAGAACGAGAACGAGAACGAGAACGAGAACGAGAAGGAGGAAGAACAGGAGAAGGAAAACGAAAAGGAACAGCCGCAGGCAGACUGGCCUUUAAAACCCGCCGAGCCUCAAUGUCCUCAGAGUCCACCUCCUCCAAGUCUCCAUAGCCUUCAGAGCCCCCGGAGCCCAGCUCCCGUUGGACGGACCAACUCAUACUCGACAAUGCCCAAGAUUGCGGACAAGCCGGUUCUGACCAAGUCCCCCAGCCCGAAGAACCCCCCACAGCGUCCUCACCCAUCAGAGGUGAUCAGGGUACCAGAGCCUCCCGAGGAUCCGCCUCAGAAGAAGGAGAAGGGAGGAUGCGGAUGCUGUAUAGUUAUGUGAGCGCUAGGCUCCAGAACUUGGGUAUCCAUACUCGCCUUUCCAGUCAACCGACAACUUAUCAAAUCCAUCAAUCACCAAUACGACCUUUGGUCCCUUAUAUCGUCGUCCGCCACCAUCAAGCCGUGACUCUGCUAUCAUUGGCUUUCUGGUAGUCCUUGAACACUACCCUGAAUAAUGACGAAAUGAGCUCCUUUUUCUAUAUAUUCAAGUCUGGCACACUCAAUUCUGCUUUUGUAUCUACACUCAUCACACCCACGCGCACACGCACAUACCCCCCCCUGCUUGAUUGUCUGCUACUUUCUGUAGCGUUCCCUCAUUCGUUUCCUUUGUCCUCAGUAUUCUUUUUUCAGAGCUUCCUGCGCCAGACUGCUCGUCGCUGUCAGCAUGCUCCCGCACUCCGACACUUAGCCUUGUCUCCAAUCCGAGUCUUAUACCAAAGGGUGCAAUAAUCAGCAGCAUUGUGUCCUAACGAAAACUGGAGCUUCUCAACCACGGCGACGGUUCUUCUAGCGGAGCAAGAGCAAGGGUUAAUUUUUUAAACGGUGGACGGACAAUUACAGAACUUGGGAGGGAACUCCCCUGUUUGGUUUUCGACGACAAACCGAACCAAGAUCAAAUCAUUUCUCCUGUCGUGCCAAGUCGGGAGCAAAAGCUGAACGAAUCUUCUGGAAAGGGGGAAUUCUGUUCGGCAAACCGGAGUCAAUCCCUGACGUGGAUUGAGAAAAGAUCUAAACCGGCAACCGAGCAAGGAGAGCGAGGGAGACAGAGAGGGGGAAAGGAGUAGGAAGACUUGAAAGAAAUAUUGGGGUUCAAGGGACAAAAGAAGGAAGGAAGGCGAACACCAAAACAAAACCCCCGGUUAUAAUACCACCUUAACUUAAUUCCCACGAUCCUCUUGUACAUGGUCUGGUUUUCUCUCCCGUCUUUUCAUCAGUCGUCGAGAUCAUCAUCCAUCCAUAUUACGCUUUACUACUACAAGUCGAACUACUAGUCAGUCAACCCAGAACUAAACAUACUACUUGGUUUAUCCUCCC
Molecule: messenger RNA, 2660 nt
Organism: Neurospora crassa OR74A
Lineage: Eukaryota; Fungi; Ascomycota; Sordariomycetes; Sordariales; Sordariaceae
Exons: 2
Coding region: 1-1626 (541 amino acids)
Source: RefSeq, a predicted model, not a curated record